Molecule: messenger RNA, 593 nt
Organism: Zootermopsis nevadensis
Lineage: Eukaryota; Metazoa; Arthropoda; Insecta; Blattodea; Termopsidae
Source: RefSeq, a predicted model, not a curated record
AUACGAACUUCUGAGUUGUUGUGUGGUGAGUCGUAAUAUUAGCUGGUGGGAAAGUUUUGGUGUGUUUUAAGAUAGACAACUUCUUUUCAAUGCACGAAACUCCAAGGAAUCAGCUUAAUAAACCAAAGACUGAAAUAAAUGUAAGAGAUAGAAUCAAGUGGUUUCGAAGGAGAUGUCGGAGAUUCUGCUGCUUGGUGGAAGACGAUUUAAGUAAAACCGAAAACAAAUCAGAUUAUAGGUUAGCAACAUUAAACAACAUUAUGGAAGACAAGGUUGGGUACGUCAAGACUGAGGAAGGCAUUAAGGACGUCGAAACCUGCGAACCACCUCAAGAUAUAAAACAGCAAGAGGUAAUCGAGGAGCAGGCAGGCAACUCCAACGAUGGAAAAUCCCUGGAUGAAGAAUGUGGUGAUCUGAGAUCCGUAAGGGAUUUUCUGCAGACGAGGGUGAAGGAGUUGGAGACACAAUUUCAGCUUGCUGAAGAAACAAAAGAUGAGAUUUGCGUUUAUUUGGAAGAGCAAUUGUACAGUCUAGACACUAAAAUUCAACGAGUUCCUAAAGGAACAGCUGUUAGCCGAAGUAAUGGCUAUUGA